AUGAUUAUUGAUAUUCAUUUAGAAGUGCUAGACGAAUGUCAGAAAGGGGACACGAAACUCGUUCAAGAGGACUUUUUUGAAAUUUUGGUUCAAGAAUUUAUGGGAUCUGAAUUUAUAAAACAAGAAAAGGUUCCUAAGGAUGAUGUCCUUGUGGAACAGGUUCCAAGUUCAGAUUUCGGGUUUAGGGAAGAAGACUUUGUUUCUAAGGAAGAUGUUCCUAUGGAACAAGUUUCUAUGUUUGAUGGUCUUAAGGAAGGUAUUCCUGAGGAAGAGGUUCCAAGUUCAGAUUCCGGGUUUAGGGAGGAAAGACUUUGUUCCUAA
This is a messenger RNA of Plasmodium coatneyi, 321 nucleotides long. Its product is annotated as SICA antigen. Lineage: Eukaryota; Apicomplexa; Aconoidasida; Haemosporida; Plasmodiidae. The record is from RefSeq and is a predicted model, not a curated record. Bases 1 to 321 code for a protein of 106 amino acids. The transcript has a single exon.